AUGCUUGCCACCCUCAACAACGCCUGGAAGAGAUCAGCUUCCGGCGUCAUGGCCGCCUCCACAAUGGCCAAGGCCAUCCGCCCUGCUGCUUCCUCAACCAUCGCCAUGGUCGCCCUAGAUGCGGUUGAGGAUAUGACGAACUACUUCUCGACUCUCCGCCCUUAUAACCCCCCAUCAACACCCUCAGCCUACAACCAUAUGGACUCGGAAAAAAUCGUUCAGGACUUUUUCCGCCAGAUCGAGAACAAGGCGAUGAUCAUGUCGACCAUUGAAGGACAGGCACCAACGACACCUAUUCAGAGCAUUAUGGACGAGUCGGACGAUACCAAUGUCAUGCAUAUGACCAGUGUGUUGCGCAAGAGGAAGAUCAAGAUGAGAAAGCACAAGUACAAGAAGCUCCGUAAGAGAACCAGAGCCUUGCGCAAGAAGCUCGGCAAGUAA
This is a messenger RNA of Linnemannia hyalina, 441 nucleotides long. Lineage: Eukaryota; Fungi; Mortierellomycota; Mortierellomycetes; Mortierellales; Mortierellaceae. The record is from the annotation of a GenBank genome assembly.